UCAAACACGUUGCACUUGCAUAAGAAUAGUGAAACCACCUGCUUACAGAGUUUCAUUUCAAAAUAUUUUUACAUUUGGAGUCUCUCUUUUAACGGUCCCAUCUUUCCUUAAUGGAGAGAUAGAAAAGAGAGAAAGAUUGAUCAGAAAGAAAUAAAUACUAUCAUUCAAUGCACCCAACAACCAUGAAGGAAUGGAAUUCAUUUCUCAAGCAGCAUCCAGUCAUCUACUACAUAAUGGCCCCAUUUCUUUUGUGAUGAGGAUGAAGGUUAUGCACAUAAGAAGAGAGAGAAUGGGAUUUCUUUGCCACAUUCACAUACUCAUGUCCAACAUAGACGUUCUAAAAGUGCAUCUGAAAAGAACUUGGACAUUUCAAGAAACGGAGGUUUGCGUUCCAUCAAAAAGGACCAGUGUACAGCACAUAUGUCACCGCUUUCAACAAAGGCUUAUAGGACAGAAAGUCCUCUCCGUGAAUAUCCUACUUGUACAAAUAAAAAUAUUUCAACAGAUCAUCGAACCUCCUUAGAAAAAGAUAUUGAGCUGCUGCAGCUACGUUUGCAGCAAGAGAAAUCCAUGCGCAUGAUGCUCGAGAGAGCAAUGGGCCGAGUUUCAAGUACUUUAUCUCCUGGACAUAGGCAUUUUGCUACUCAGACAAAGGAGUUAAUUGAAGAGAUUGAGUUAUUGGAAGAAGAGGUUGCGAACCGUGAGCAGCAUGUGCUCUCUUUAUAUAGGAGUAUUUUUGAACAGUGUGUCAGUCGUGCUCCUUCUGAGCAAAACUCAGGUGUGGCUUCUCCUGCUCAUACAAAGAAUGUGUCCAGGAAACACCCUAGUAUAAUUUCAAGUGCAUUCUGCUCCUCAAAAAAGUUCCCUUUACGACCUCUCCAAGCUUUAGUUUCUAUCAAUGAGUCAGGGAAAAGAUCCUCCAAGGCUAGUGAGCCACUAGUAUUAAUUGGGAAAGGCGACAUUCAUUUAGAAAAGACUUCUUUUGACCGCAUCAAGCCUCAUGAAAAGAUUCCAGUAAUGGAGAAAAAUGCAAUGCUGCGAACUCUGAAAGAUCAUCUCUAUCAAUGCCCAAACAAGUUGUCUGAGGAAAUGGUCAGGUGUAUGGCUGCAGUAUAUUGCUGGCUGCGUAGCACAACAUCUGUGACUCCCACAAAAAACAGAUCACCUAUAUUGUCAAGGUCAUCCACAAAUGUUGUACUCCCUAGACGUGGUAUUGGAGAAUACCGAGAUUGGUCCUGCAAGUCCACCGUCGAAAUAUCAUGGAUAUCAACCGAUAAAAGUCAGUUUUCUCGUGCAUCUUAUGCCAUCAAUAACUAUAGAGUUCUAGUGGAGCAACUGGAAAAAGCGACUAUCAGUCAGAUGGAAAAGGAUGCCCAAAUUGCAUUUUGGAUCAAUGUGUACAAUGCCCUUGUUAUGCAUGCAUACUUAGCAUAUGGAAUUCCCCACAGCUCAUUGAGGAGGUUAGCCUUGUUUCAUAAGGCUGCUUAUAACAUUGGUGGUCACAUCAUUAGUGCAAAUGCUGUAGAACAGUCUAUAUUUUGCUUCCGUACACCCCGAGUUGGAAAGUGGCUAGAGACCAUCCUUUCCACCGCGUUGCGGAAAAAAUCUAGCGAAGAAAAGCAACUCAUUAGUUCCAAGUUUGGUCUUUCAGAUUCCCAACCCUUAGUCUGCUUUGCCCUCUGUACUGGAGCUUUUUCUGAUCCUGCGCUACGAGUCUAUACAGCAUCAAGUGUUAAAGAUGAACUGGAGGUUGCCAAAAGAGAGUUUCUUCAAGCAAAUAUAGUUGUGAAGAAGUCAAGGAAGGUGUUUCUACCCCGGUUACUUGAACGUUUUGCAAAAGAGACCUCUAUCAACUCAGAUGAUCUUCUCAAAUGGGUUAUUGAAAAUGUCGAUAAGAAACUCCACGAUUCGAUUCAGAGAUGCACUGAUCGUAAAUCAAGCAAAAAGGCAUCACAAAUCAUAGAAUGGUUACCUUACAGCUCAAGGUUCCAGUAUGUGUUUUCAAAGGAAUUAACAGAGAAGCCAUGGUGGGUAUGAGUAUCUUUUACAAUGCCUUACUUGGAAGGGGACGAAGACAAUGUCCUUAUCACAAGCCAAUGAGUAUUGCUUGGCUGGAGGAGCAAGGGCAUCAAUUCUCGGUACUUGUGAUCCCCAUAUAUUGUUUUAUCUGAUCUUUCACUAGCCCAUGAGUCUAUAAUUCUAACUUUGUUUGCAACCAAUAUAACAUAAAUUGACAUGUGCAUUCUAAAGAGCUCAAUGCCUUUGUUGCAACUUAAUACCUUGUAGAAAAGUGGCAUCCCCUCUACCUCUAGAUCCAAGAGAAUGAUGUCUUUGAAUCUUUAUGUACAUUAAACAUUCUUUUUAUUUGGUCAUUAGAACUUCAGAGAAUUGAAUUAUGGGAAUAGUCUGCACUCUUCCCAUAUUCUAGUAGAACUCAAA
This is a messenger RNA of Ricinus communis (castor bean), 2439 nucleotides long. RefSeq lists its product as uncharacterized. The transcript is spliced from 12 exons. The coding region runs from base 421 to 2037 and encodes 538 amino acids. Lineage: Eukaryota; Viridiplantae; Streptophyta; Magnoliopsida; Malpighiales; Euphorbiaceae. The record is from RefSeq and is a predicted model, not a curated record.